CAGGAUAGUGUAAACAUCUGUCUGCCUGUUGAGAGCCAUGACAGAUGGAAAAGGGGAGCGUUUGGCUCAAACACUACCAUCUUUGACCGUACCAACAGUUGUCUUCCCAAAAUAGCCGACACUCCACGGCCUUAUAUGUGCAGGCCUCCAGCAUGUGUCUGAGAAGGCAUCAUGUAUCUAGGCCACACAAUACACGCUGCAGGCUCAUUGUUGCUGCCUACCAGCAGGCCUAUCACUCCCUCAGGCCUCUGUCUGUCUUGGAACUGCUCACAAUGCACCUCACCCAGCUCAAUCACGAGUGCCUCCUCCACCUCUUUUCCUUUCUGGACAAGGAUAGCCGCAAGAGUUUGUCCCUCACCUGUCAUGGGCUGCAUGAGAUCUUCCUGGACCCCUGUCUCUGGGAUCUACUACACUUCAGCUCCCCGUGUCAGCUGAGGAGAGACAACUUUGUGCUGGGACCCUCACUGCGUUACUUGACUGUUUGCUGGUAUUCCAGCAGAGUCCUGCAAGUGUGCAACAUCGAGGACUGGCUAAAGACCUCGUUUCAGAAGGACAUCUGUAGUAAACAUGAGCGCCUGGUCAGCACUUUCCUGGGCCAAGUCUGCCACACGUGUCCCACCCUGCUCGAGUUAACCCUGUCCGGCUGUGGACACAUCACUGACCAGGAUGUGAUCUCUGUGCUGCAGAGCUGCAGGAGGCUACGCUUUCUGCACCUGGAGAACUGUGUCCGCAUCACCGACCGCAGCCUGGAAGGUGUGGCGUCUCAUGGAGACAGUCUGGAGGAGGUGAAAGUGGACUUUUGCAGGAACAUCACCAAGGCAGGGCUGCAGGCUGUCAGGGAGAAGAGGCCGGGCAUCCAGCUGAGCGCAGAGAGAAGUGCUGAGCUCAUCCCUGACAGCAAGCCUGAGAAGAAGGUGCCACUUAGGAGGACGCUGCAGAAAGUCCUGCAGUUCUCCUGAGCAAAGAGCUGCACUUCAUUUCAAAAGGACGACAAGAAAAAGCAUGUGGACAUCAUUUUAAUUUGUCUGUAUUUGUUUCUUUAAUGUACAUUUCUGUUGUGUUUGAGUUUUCUUUUGCUAUCUUCUAUCCUUUUUAUACCACAUAUUUUCUCAUUGAAUAUGAAUAUUUUGAAGCUCUAUUCCAUGUUGCUCUAACAAAGGAGUUUAUUCCAAAAAAAAUGGUCUUCAUCAAACCUUAACAUUGUAUAUUUAUUUAUUAAUUAACAUAGCAUUUUGGUCAUAUUAUUUUUAUUUUUACUUAUUUAUUAUAUGAUUUGAUUUGUCAUGUGCAACUACACCACUAACAGAAAUGGCACAUCCUGUUUGUUUCAUCCAUAAAAAAAUUACAAAUAGUGCUCUGUUUUAUAAAAGGGGUUAUGUGCUGGACUAUUUAUUGGCCAGUGCAGUUGCCAGGCAACCAGGAAGAAAUUGUCUCCCUGUAAAUGACAAAUCAUCUGUGUUUUCCACAUAGUUUGUGUGUGUGUGUGUGUGUGUGUGUGUAUGAAGUGAAUUGUGUUCAUUUCAUAACUUUAGCCUGCUCCAGGUUCUUAUUGAUUGGUGGUGACAGGCUGGUCUCAAUCAUCUCACCUCAUGCUAUUAAAAGCUUUGAUAAUUUGAUGAAAUAA
Solea senegalensis (Senegalese sole) is the source of this 1624-nucleotide messenger RNA. It is a transcript of the gene fbxl22, whose product is annotated as F-box and leucine-rich repeat protein 22. Gene Ontology annotation, molecular function: protein binding. The transcript has 2 exons. The record is from RefSeq and is a predicted model, not a curated record. Gene Ontology annotation, cellular component: SCF ubiquitin ligase complex. The coding region runs from base 153 to 959 and encodes 268 amino acids. NCBI's taxonomy places the organism in Eukaryota, Metazoa, Chordata, Actinopteri, Pleuronectiformes, Soleidae. Gene Ontology annotation, biological process: SCF-dependent proteasomal ubiquitin-dependent protein catabolic process.